AGCUGUUUGGCGAUGAUGAUGAUGCUAUGGUGGGUGGCUCCCUUGUCCAGCGCCGCCGGGCUCUCUCCUUACUUCUACGACGCCAGCUGCCCCGAGGCUCUCAGCGUCAUCCGCACCGCCAUCUCGAGGGAACGCCGCAUGGGUGCCUCUCUCCUCCGCCUCCAUUUUCACGACUGCUUCGUCAACGGAUGCGAUGCGUCGGUUCUCCUCGACGAUACGUCUUCCAUGGAAGGCGAGAAGGGCGCAGCACAGAACGAGGGGUCCCUUAGAGGGUUCGAAGUGAUCGACAGCAUCAAGUCUCGGGUGGAAGGCCUAUGCCCUGGCAUCGUCUCCUGUGCCGACAUACUCGCCAUUGCCGCACGCGACUCGUCUGAAGCUAUGGGAGGGCCAAAGUGGGAGGUGAAGCUUGGGCGGAGAGACUCCCUCACAGCCAGCAAGAGCGACGCGGAGAACAACCUGCCCCUCUUCACCGCAACUCUUCAGGAACUCAUUACUGUCUUCGCCGACAAAGGACUCAGUGAAGCAGACUUGGUUGCUCUGUCAGGUGCCCAUACAAUUGGACAAGCCCGGUGUGCAACAUUUAAAGAACGGAUCUACGACGGGAGCAACAUUGAUGCCGGAUUUGCGAGAAUGCGGCGAGGACACUGCCCGGAGGAGGAUGGGGACGGGGACUCCAACCUAGCCCCCUUGGACCUCGUCACGCCCACCAGCUUCGACCAGAACUACUUCAAGAACUUGAUCCAGAGAAAGGGCCUUCUCGACUCGGACCAAGUCCUUUUUGGUGGGGGUUCCACGGACCCACUUGUUGUGGCGUACAGCAAGAACCGUGCCCUUUUCUAUGCUGAUUUUGCGGCUGCAAUGGUGAGGAUGGGUGACAUUUCCCCACUUACUGGCUCACUGGGACAAGUCAGGGAGAUCUGUAGGGCUGCCAACUGA
Molecule: messenger RNA, 936 nt
Organism: Nymphaea colorata (pocket water lily)
Lineage: Eukaryota; Viridiplantae; Streptophyta; Magnoliopsida; Nymphaeales; Nymphaeaceae
Product: peroxidase 4-like
Exons: 4
Coding region: 13-936 (307 amino acids)
Biological process (GO): hydrogen peroxide catabolic process; response to oxidative stress
Molecular function (GO): heme binding; peroxidase activity
Source: RefSeq, a predicted model, not a curated record